This is a messenger RNA of Columba livia (rock pigeon), 6619 nucleotides long. RefSeq names its product HPS5 biogenesis of lysosomal organelles complex 2 subunit 2 (gene HPS5). The coding region runs from base 231 to 3638 and encodes 1135 amino acids. The record is from RefSeq and is a predicted model, not a curated record. Lineage: Eukaryota; Metazoa; Chordata; Aves; Columbiformes; Columbidae. Gene Ontology annotation, cellular component: cytoplasm. The transcript has 23 exons. Gene Ontology annotation, biological process: developmental pigmentation. Gene Ontology annotation, molecular function: protein binding.
GGGGCCGGCGGUGGCUGUGAGCGACCGGGCGAGAGAGCGAGCGGGGACCGCGGGUGAGCGGCCCGGGAGGGAGCGGCGCCUCUGGGCUGCGCGGGUCCCCGGGCGGGGAGGUGCCUCCCGCUGGCCGUGCCGCAGCCGCCGGCGGGGCUUGGGUGUCGCCGCGGGGAGGUACAGCUAAAAGCUGAAGGUGUAAUGCACCCACGAGCGAGUAGUGUUAGUUGUGCACACCAAUGGCCUCUGUGCCAAUGAUUCCAGACUCUUACAACCAUGUGUUGGCAGAGUUUGAAUGUUUGGAUCCAUUGCUUUCUGCGCUCAGGCUGGAUUCUAGUCGUCUGAAGUGCACGUGUAUAGCUGUGUCGAAGAGAUGGCUCGCUCUAGGCAGUUCAGGAGGAGGGCUGAAUCUUAUACAGAAGGAUGGUUGGAAGCAAAGACUCUUUCUUGCUCAUAAGGAAGGUGCCAUUUCCCGGGUUGCCUGUUGUUUACAUGAUGAAGACCAUGUUGCAGUUGCCACCAGCCAAGGUCUUGUAGUAGUCUGGGAGCUGAAUCAGGAACGUCGUGGGAAGCCAGAACGGAUUUAUGUUUCCUCUGAGCAUAAAGGCAGAAAAGUCACAGCUCUGUGUUGGGAUACAGCUGCUCUUCGUGUUUUUGUAGGAGAUCAUGUGGGAAAAGUAUCGGCUAUCAAGAUUAACACAUCGAAACAAGGGAAGGCUGCUGCUACUUUUGUGAUGUUUCCUGUUCAGAUUAUAACCACUGUAGACUCUCGAGUUGUUCAGCUUGAUUAUUUGGAUGGAAGACUACUCAUUUCCUCACUGACACGUACUUACUUGUGUGAUACUGAGAGAGAGAAGUUCUGGAAAAUUGGUAACAAAGAGAGAGAUGGAGAAUUUGGAGCGUGUUUCUUCCCUGUUGGAAAAAGCAGUGGGAACCAGCAGCCAUUAAUAUAUUGUGCUCGACCUGGCUCAAGGAUGUGGGAGGUGGACUUUGACGGGGAAGUGCAGAGCACGCAUCAGUUCAAGCAGCUGCUUUCAUCACCACCUCUCCCUGUUGUUACUCUCAGACAGGAUCCUCAUUAUACAAGUUCCAGCUGCCCUCCACAAUCUUUGUCUUUCCCCAAGCUACUGUAUUUGACUGAGCAUUGUGUGAUGACCUGGACAGAAAGAGGCAUUUAUAUUUUUCUUCCCCAAAGUGUUCAAGUCUUACUCUGGAGUGAAGUAAAAGAUAUUCAAGAUAUUGCUGUUUACAAAAAUGAGUUGUUCUGUCUGCAUACAAAUGGAAAAGUAGUGCACCUGUCCCUUCUCCUGGUAGACCGCUGCAUAGAACGUCUGAUGAGAAGAGGGUUCUGGACCCUUGCUGCCAGGGUCUCUUGUCUCUUCCAAAAUUCAGUUAUUUCUUGCAGAGCAAGAAAAAAUUUGCCCCUUGACAAGCUGGAACACUUGAAGUCUCAGCUGGAUGCCUCAACCCAACAAGAUCUCAUCACGCAACUGGAAGAACUAAUUUCAAAGUUGGAACCUUUAGAUUCUGCAUGCAGCAGUAGAAGGAGCAGUAUUUCAUCUCAUGAAAGCUUCAGUGUGCUAGACUCUGGAAUAUAUCGUGUUAUCAGUCGAAGAGGCAGUCAGUCAGAUGAAGAUUCGUGUUCUCUCCACAGUCAAACAUUCUCAGAAGAUGAGAGACUUAAAGAAUUUCCUGCACACCCUGAAGAUGAGCAAGUAGAGCUUGACAACGUAUCUCAUGCAUCUGUGACGGUUGAGGCUGACCGGAAUGAGACAUUUCUCCCAUUCAGUAUUCCUUUGUCAUUUCGUUCCCCAUCUCCUCUCGUCUCUCUCCAAGCUGUCAAAGAAAGUGUUUCCAGCUUUGUACGCAAAACUACUGAAAAGAUUGGUACACUUCAUCUAAGUCCUGAUACUAGAGGGAGGCAAGAAGCAAAGGAUGACGAGCAGCUACAGGAGUUGACUGUUAAUGUGGUAGCAUCUCCCCAGGAAGAGAAAGAGUUAGAACCACAGAGCUGCCAAUUUCCAGAGGAGGACCAUCUAAGAGAUCUCAAGGCUGCAACAGCAGAAGCUAUAGCCAAACUCCAGGACCCCCUGGUUUUGUUAGAACCAGAGUGUAUGAGAAGGGUUUUACGGGAAUGGCUUGUCUAUCUGGAAGAGAAGUUUGGCAGCAAAGACCAUUCUGCUUCCUCUACUAAGCAAAGCAAGACUGUGGGUGCUGACGAACAGAGGGCAGUCCCGGAGGAGAACCUACAUCUGGAUCCAACUGAUGGAGACCCAGCAGACAAAGAACAGAGUAGCAUCUUGGAAGACUGCACUGGGAAGGAGAAUACUGAUGAAACCUGUGGAAGCAAAACCAUGUGUGAAAAUAGUGUGCAUUUGAAGGGACCUUUGGACUGCAGCUUUCAAGUGUCCCCUCUAUGUGUCAUAGAGCCAGAUGUUCAGAAAGAUCUCGUCGAGUUGACAACACUGUGUUUUGAGCUGUGUGUAUUUUCUGCUGGAAAUGGUGAGGCUGCAGGAAGCUCUGAUGGAACUCUGCCACUAGCAGCUUUGUGGACCUUGGCUUGUAGAUUUAUGCGAAGCUACUUCUUUCUUUUGGAUUUAAAAAGACUAAAGCAGUGUAUUAUAACCAUGUAUGCAACCAGCCCUAACAUAUGGGAAACAUACAUCACAGGAUUGAAAGAACUAACUUGUCACAGUCCAGUGGCUUUAGCAAUGGAAAAUGAAGACAUGUUGAAAAUACUGAAACGGCUACAUGACCUGGGGCCUUGGGAUGACAGCCCGUUCUUACUGGUACAUGCUCAGAGGCUUUAUGAAAAAUUUGGAGAAACAGCUCUUCGGCCCUUGAUCAAGUUCCACCCCUCUAUUUUGCCUUCUGAUAUCAAACAGCUUUGCAGGAAUGAUCCAGCCCACUUUUUGGCAUAUUUAGAUAGUCUGUUGAAAUCAAAGCCAGAGGAUAAAAGGUCAUCUCUCCUUAGAUCUCUCCUGCAGCCUGAAUCUGUACGACUGGAUUGGUUAUGCUUGGCAGUUUCUCGUGAUGCACCACAAAGAGCAAAUACUAUGGAUGCGGAAGGAAAUCCCAGGCCACGAUCACAUUUGUUUACUUGGGGUUACAGCCAGCUCAUUCUGCUUUUGAUUAAGCUCCCAGCUGAUUUUGUUACAAAGGAGAAGAUGGCUGACAUCUGUAAAUCACAUGGGUUUUGGCCUGGAUAUCUUUUUCUCUGUCUGGAGCUGGAUAGAAGAAUGGAAGCCUUUACUAAUAUUGCUCAUUUGGAUGAUUUGAGCCUGUUGAAUGGAGAAGAUGGUUCCAUUCCGGAGACCAUAGAAGAAUGGAAGUUUCUUCUGCAUCUUGCACAAAAUCAUAGCACAGCUUUCCACCAGCAUGGCCCCCAGAAUGGGAAUGCUGUCAGCAAUGGCAGCCCAUCCUGCCCAGACUGUGUCACUGUGGAAAACGUAGCUCUCUUACUGGCAAAGGCCAUCGGCCCAAAUCGUGCCUUGCCUCUCUUGCAGGAGUGUGGCUUGACACUAGAAUUGUCUGAGAGAUUUACUGGUGUCUGUGAGAUACUGAGAAUUGCUGAGAAAAGGCAAAGAGCACUUAUUCAGUCCAUGUUGGAAAGAUGUGACCGGUUCUUGUGGUCUCAGCAAGCAUAGAAGACAACUCGGAAAGCUUUGGAAACAUUUUUUACUGGAAUGAUUGUAUAUUUAAGUGCCUCUUACACUUCACUAGCUCUUACAGAAAUCAACUCCUCUCUAAAAAUUCAGUUAUAUUGAACCAGUGUCCAUCUGACAGGUAUCUGACCAGGAACUGUUGACAGUUCUUCCUUAUUCCUUUGGAGAUGAGUUUUGAACUCUAGAACUUAAGAAAAACCACAGUAUUUAUCCUCAAAUUAAGCUCACAGAUUUCUGAGAUGAGAAUUCCUGAAUUUAUUUUCUGCGUCUAUAUGACUUAAGUGUUAAGGAUAUGAGCCCCAUAGUAUUAAAUUAUGGUGUCUAAGAUUGUCUGUUUUGCAAACAUGAGAAACCAUUCCUCAGAAAUAUCUAAUCAUGUACUUGUUUAAUUUUCCUUUAAAUGACAUUGACUUUUUCAGGUUACUGUAGAAGUGCUUGUUAUGAUUUUUUUUUUUUCUUAAAUUAUAUGGACUGGUCUUGCCCAUUUGAAAUGUGUUAAUUGAGCCAAGUCUUAAAAUGGGAGGGAAAUACUUUUCAGGAGUGGAUUAAUGAAUAAGAAUGCUGAUUAACGGAAGAACUUGGUAAAUAAGCAUGAUAUGUCUAAGUUGCCCAUACGACUACAAAUGUCAGUUGUGAUAUUUAAAUGACUCUCAGGACAGUGGAAUUAGAAUAAUAGAAUUACAGAAUCAUUUAGGUUGGAAAUCCUUAAGAUCUUUGAGUCCAACUGUUAAUCUGACCGUGCCAAGUCCACCACUAAACUAUGUCCCUAAGCACUAUGUCUACACCUUUUAAACACCUCCAGGGAUAGUUACUCAACCACUUCCGUAGGCAGCCUGUUCCAAUGCCUGACAACCCUUUCUGUGAAGAAGUUUUUCCUAAUGUCCAAUCUAAACCUCCCCUACUGCAUCAUGAGGCCAUUUCCUCUCAUCCUAUCACUUGUUACUCAGGAGAAGAGACUGACACUCGCCUCACUACACCCUCCUUUCAGGUAGUUGCAUGCAGCAAUAAGGUCUUCUCUCAGCCUCCUUUUCUCCAGGCUAAACAGCCCCAGUUCCCUCAGCUGCUCCUUAUCAGACUUCUGCUCCAGAUUCCUCACCAGCUUCGUUGCCCUUCUCUGAACUCACUCCAGCAACUCAAUGUCUGUCUUAUGAUGAGGGGCCCACAACUGAACACAGUAUUUGAGCUGUGGCCUCACCAGUGCGGAGAACAGUGAACAUCACUUCCCUAGUCCUGCUGGUCCCACUAUUGCUGAUACAAGCUGGAAUGCUGUUGUCCUCUUCGGCCACCUGGGCACUCUCCUGGCUCAUGUUCAGCCACCCAACACCCCCAGAUCCCUUUCUGCCAGGCAGCUUUCCAGCCAUUCUUUCCCAAGCCUGUAGUACUGCCUGGGGUUGUUGUGACACAAGUGCAGGACCCAGGACUUGGCCUUGUUAAACCUCAGACAGCUGGCCUCAGCCCACUGAUCCAGUCAGUCCAGAUCCCCCUGUAUGGCCAUCCUACCCUCUAGCGGGUCAACACUCCCAACCAAUGUGCUGUCAUCUGCAAACUCACUGUGGGUGCACUCUAUCCCUUCGUCCAGAUGAUUAUUAAACAGAACUGGCCCCAGUACUGAGCCUUGGGGAAUAUGACUUGCAACCAGCCACCAACUGGAUUUUGCUCCAUUCACUGCAAUUCUUCAUGCCUGACCACCCAGCCAGUUCUUUACCUGGUGAAGAGUAUGCCCACCCAAGCCAUCAGUUGCCAGCUUCUCCAGGAGAAUCCUGGCAGAAACAGUGUCUGUCAACGGCGUUACUGAAGUCCGUGUAAACUUUCCUAAUUUCACAAUGUAUUUUGACAUUUUGGAAAGUGGGAAGACUGCAUGUCUUAUUUUAACAAUCUUUUUAAAAGCUGGAGCUUUAGGUAAGUAUUUUUAAAUGGAUGCCAGCAAGAAAUAAGACUUUUAAAAUAUCUGCUAAAAUAUGAAGAUUCAUAAAAUUGCUUGGAUUUUAUUUCUCAAUCAUGGAACUAUGCUUUGUACCAGCACUCUCUUCUGCACUUAAUACAUCUUUGAAUAAGUUUCUAUUUAGGUUUCUACUUUUUGGCCCUUUUCACAUUUUUAGGAGAAGACUAUGGCAUCUGGUCAGUAUUUCUCACAAAUGUCAUUUAAACAAAAAAUUCAUGCAUUGGAGCUAAAUUUUAUUCCUGCCAAAAUCCAUAAUUUUGUCAUGAAAUGAUUUAAAACACUUUCUUUAUAAAGAUCUAGAAAGCAUGUUUUAUGUAGUCUUGCAGCACUUAUACUGCUGAAAAAAAAAUGUUUUAUUUUCAUCAAAAUAAGAGAUAUUAAUACAAGUUUCAGAGGUUUGAGAGGUGCAGUCCAACUGUUUAAUCUUAAACAUGGUAAAGACUUAAUUGUGGAGGGUUGGUUACUGCAACACAGGAAACAAAGUUACAGGGAUAAAAUUAGUGGCAGGCUUUAAUCUGUUACUGGUGUUUCUUAUGGAAAAGCCAAGAACUACUUCUGAAAAAGGAAAACUCUAUAUAUUUUGAGUUUUAGAAUUUGACACUGGAAACAGCACAGAUCCUUCUGAUAGAAACACCCCAUGCUCCUACAGUAAGACUUGGAAUAGGAUCCAGGCACCUGCAGUGUGUGGGGAGCUUGCACGAAUGGGAAGAUGUUGGUGCCAGCUCUCUUACCUGCCAGAUGAACAUGCUGCUGCCUCCGUGGCUGUUGCACUUGACCAGCUCUGUUUAUACAGCGUGUGAGUGUAGCGCAGCUUUAGCCAAGUGCCAGUGUUGGCCCCUCAGAGGAAGCCGGCUGCCUUUCUGGGAAUGCCCCGGGUUUGUCUCUGUAACUGUUCCGCUUUAUUUGCUCUGUGUAUUUUGUGUACACAGCAGUCUCUUUCUUCUGUGGAGAUUUUGUACACUUGGUUAACUUUGGGUGAGGGUUGGGGCUUUUUUUAAAAUAAAUCAUAACUUUCCAUUCA